Molecule: messenger RNA, 699 nt
Organism: Mirounga angustirostris (Northern elephant seal)
Lineage: Eukaryota; Metazoa; Chordata; Mammalia; Carnivora; Phocidae
Gene: SPACA3
Product: sperm acrosome associated 3
Exons: 4
Coding region: 97-588 (163 amino acids)
Biological process (GO): fusion of sperm to egg plasma membrane involved in single fertilization
Cellular component (GO): sperm flagellum; acrosomal vesicle
Molecular function (GO): lysozyme activity
Source: RefSeq, a predicted model, not a curated record
ACCUUCUGUGAGUGGUGGACCAGGGCUGUUGAACUGCCUGCCAUCUCAAACCCAGCUGUGAGCCAGCGUGGCGGGGGCUGUGCCUCCGACGCCUGCAUGGAAGCCAGGAGCUGGGCUCCCAGAAGGCAACUGUGCCCGCAGGGGAGCAUGUUGCUGGCUUUUGCCUCUCUGCUUGGCUGCCUGCUCACCUCCAGCCAGGCCAAGGUCUACAGUCGCUGUGAGCUGGCCCGAGUGCUCCAGGAUUUCGGCAUGGAGGGAUACCGGGGAUCCACCCUGGCUGACUGGGUCUGUCUUGCUUACUUCACAAGUGGCUUCAACACAGCCGCUGUGGACCAUGAAGCCGACGGGAGCACCAACAACGGCAUCUUCCAGAUCAACAGCCGGAAGUGGUGCAAAAACCUCAACCUAGAGGUCCCCAACCUGUGCCAGGAGUAUUGCUCCGACUUGUUGAAUCCUAACCUUAAGGAUACUGUUAUCUGUGCCAUGAAGAUCGUGCAACAGCCCCAGGGUCUGGCCAGCUGGGAGGCCUGGAGGCGUCACUGCCAGGGCAAGGACCUCAGCGACUGGGUGGAUGGCUGUGACUUGUAGGAUCCUCUGUGGAUGGACCAGGUCACGCACAGCAGGCUGGGAGAUGUGGUUUGGUUUCUGAUCCAGGCUUGGGAAGACAAGCCAACCAAUAAAGUAUAGUCUAACGUAAGU